AGGUGUUAGUGCAACAUUCGGGGGAAUGAAGACUAAAGCAGGCACGGUGACAGACAUGGAUGUAGGCACGGAGACAGACACAGAAACGGGCAUGGAGACAGGUGUGGAGGCAGGCACAAAGACAGGUGCAGAGGCGGGGACGGAAGUACACAAGGCGGCCACCUCAUCGUUCCAUGACACCAUACCUCCUCCUCCUCCUCGUUCUCCUAUUAGUCCAGCUGCUGACGUGGCGCCGGGACGCGGGCUCCUCUCAAUGCCCUCCAGCAGAAGGCAUGUGUUACAGGUCGAGACAAGGGAUCUGUCUUCAUCUCCAUCAUCGSGAUCGGCGGCUUCGUCGUCGGCUGCUCCGCCUUUGCCUGCGGCGGCUUCGUCGGCGGCCGCCCCGGCCGCCUCCGACCCGACUCCUCUGCCGUCUAAACUCGUUCCUCGCAAUCGGACUUUGUUUCCCUCGAGCCGCCUGGUGUGGUCCCACCCUGCCGUCCMUCCGUUCCUGCAAUCGUCGASCMCCAAGUAUUGGUGCCGCCCURCUGUCUACGACUUAGUSGUUGCUUCGCAGAACACGGCACUUUACGUCAURUUCUGGGAAGYCUGCUACUURAACGRCGAGCUCUCUCAUCAGCGCRAGUCAUUSUGGAAAGUCGAUCUCSGUGAAGUCGGUAAUGAAAGCCAUCCUCCUGAUGGGCWGUUGCUCAGCUACUGGUGGCCUUUCGGYGCGGGAAACGGUUCUGCUGUUGACACCCCAYUCAUCCAGUACGCUGGCCCAAAUGACACCGUUUCGAUGGCCGACGUUUGGGCGAURGAUGUGACGCGAGCGGGCGAUAGUCUUGUGCUCUUGUCCWCCCCAACAACGGGGGAGGACAAGUACUCGAAGAUUUUCGCCGUGUCCACAAACAACGGCAGUAGAACUUCUACCUCCCUUCCCUUAAGCGGCGCCUCCUGUCAAAUCUUCAAUCCGAACGGGACGCGUCUGUACGUAGCUCUUGGUAGUGMACCCAUUUCCRUCGWAAGCGCUCCUGUGGAGGAGUCCGGAGGGGCAGGGAUCCCGAUGGACGGCGCGGAGUGGACUGACGUGAGGAGAUUCCCUCMAGGGGGGGAUCCCGAUAUCAAGACCGUCAGCUUCAGCUCGCAGAGCUUUUCCUCGGACGAGCGCUGCCUCUAUUUCMUGGACCCCGACAACCUUCGUGUGUGGGGAAUCGAUCCCCUUACCUCUGCUGGYACCGCSCCCCCCCCCGUGCUCAUCGCGGGAUCCGGAUCGAGAGGACUGGGCGAUGGGGACGGACUCAACUCGUCCUUCAACAACUUGACGGACAUGGCCGUCACUCCCGACGGCUGCAACAUCUUCGUCGUUGAUUACUGGUACGGUUUGCUUCGCUGGCUGCAGCUGGACUCACCCUGCUCCGCGGCUCGCACGGUGCUGACGCUGGAAACUUUCCCAGCGGUGCGUAUCGUCCGGCUAGGUCAAUCCGGCAGCGACUACUACCUGUACAUCGGGACGGAAGACGGCUCCGUGACUGAGCUGAAGAUCAAUGCCUCUCAGCUUCACCCUUGUGCUCGAGAGCGGCCAUCGCAAGCCGGGAUCUCGGCGCCUUCGUCUAACCCGACCACCGCCCCCACGCCUGAUCCGAAUGCCCCCUCGCUUCACUCGAUCUCCCCCUUAUCUGCCUCUUCUYCCUCUCCCUCUUUCCGGUCUAGCGAGCCCUCUGCGGCUCCAACAAAGCCGAGAGAAACUCGCAAUCUAGCCCUAGUCGUAGCUCUCCCGGUCUCUGUUCUCGCAGUCCUUGGCGCGGCCGCUUGCGCAAGCUUCCUCAUAUUAUACAGCAAGAGACGGCUCGGCGGGCCUAAAGACGUCCAGGUGACGACCGACUUGAGGACGAACGGCAGCGGCGGGUCCACGAUUCSAACGACUCCUUCGUCGUCGGCGGUAGCUGGGGGRAAAGCGGARGGGCUUCAUCCKUCGCAGGUAAAGCAGUUCUCGUUUGCAGCUCUGUCCUAUUGCACUCAGAACUUCAGCGACGGCUACCGCAUCGGAGCCGGUGGGGCGUUUGGUAAUGUCUACUGGGGUUCCAUGGAUGACGGCAAGGCGUUGGCGAUCAAGGUCAUGACAGGCGAUCUGACAGAGGGGAAAAGGAGCAUGUUUCUGGCGGAAGUUAACACGCUCAGCAGAGUCCAUCACGCCAACCUCRUCCGGCUCGUUGGAUUCUGUCUCGAGGGCAAACGGUCGAUCUUGGUCUAUCCCUACUUUCCAGGGGGGAGCUUGUUCGCUCGUCUGCACGAGAGAGAGAAAGCCGUGCCGGSGAAAGCUUCGAUUCCGCCGCUGACUCUGGUGGAGCGGAUGUGCGUCGCCUUGCAGAUCGCUAAGGGCCUAGCCUACCUUCACGAGGGUGCCGACCCGCCUGUCAUCCAUCGGGACAUCAAGAGCAGCAACGUGCUGCUUGGCGAUGGCUCYGGGGAGAAGUUGCACGUGGUGGUGGCAGACUUCGGCCUCGCGACUAUGGGAGAGAGAGUGUUCGGCACGGAGCGUGAGUCGGUGGUGAAGACCUCGCACAUGGCGGGCACGUUCGGGUACAUGGCGCCGGAGUACAUGAUGGGAGGAAUUCUGUCGGAGAAGAACGACGUGUACGCUUUCGGCAUUAUCCUGCUGGAGCUGCUGACGGGCCGGAAGGCCGUGGCAAAGGCACCCUCUGGGGGGGGGUGGGAGACCCUAUCGGACUGGGCUAAGCCGUUGCUUAAAAAACUACACGUCGUUGGUGACGAGAUGGCGUACCAAAUUCUGGCCCCUUGCCUGCGUGAUCAGGCGGCGGGAUUCAGGUUCAGCCGUAUGGUUAGCGAAACGCUGCUUUUGGCCAGCGAGUGCAUACGAGAGGACGAUCAAGCCAGGCCAACGAUGUGCGGAUUGGUGGAGAAGAUAGGCAAUCUCCUCAAUGAAGCGCAGAUCAACGUCAGGCAAACGAAGCACUGACCGUUUUCAUUAAUGGCGGGAAAAGUGUAAUUGUAAUCUUCUCAUUGGUGGAUUCUCGUCGUGUCGAAACACGCAACGCCCCUCCCUUCACCUCAUCGGCCACAACAGUGCAUGACUGGAUCGAUGUGUGAAGAGUGGCUACCGUCCCCACGCCGCGGCUCAGGCAUGCCGACGGCAGGCACUUCCUUCUUUCUUCUCUCCCUUCGCUCAAUGUAACCCCGACUAUCUCGCGCUGAGUCGGGGGGAUGCUAAUAGCUAUAAAUUUUGCAAGCACAACAAAAUCGCUCUCUAAUCAGACUUGGGAAGGUUAAUGCGGUCAAAAGGAUCAGCUGACAAGUAGGAGGCGACGAAUAUGUGAGUUCCUAGUUGGGUGAUCUGAAGAGUUGGUUGCUUGAAUAGGAGAAUGAAAGUUUCACUUGGAG
This is a messenger RNA of Chara braunii, 3381 nucleotides long. Lineage: Eukaryota; Viridiplantae; Streptophyta; Charophyceae; Charales; Characeae. The record is from the annotation of a GenBank genome assembly.